Messenger RNA from Rhinolophus ferrumequinum (greater horseshoe bat), 1416 nucleotides. It is a transcript of the gene GPR152, whose product is annotated as G protein-coupled receptor 152. The coding region runs from base 1 to 1416 and encodes 471 amino acids. The record is from RefSeq and is a predicted model, not a curated record. Gene Ontology annotation, molecular function: G protein-coupled receptor activity. NCBI's taxonomy places the organism in Eukaryota, Metazoa, Chordata, Mammalia, Chiroptera, Rhinolophidae. Gene Ontology annotation, biological process: G protein-coupled receptor signaling pathway. Gene Ontology annotation, cellular component: membrane. The transcript has 2 exons.
AUGGACACCGCUAUGGAAGCCAACCUGGGUGUCGCUGGCCUCAGACCCCGCACAGAGCUGGACGACGAAGACUACUACCCCCAGGGUGUCUGGGACACGGUCUUCCUGGUGGUCCUGCUGCUCCUGGGGCUGCCAGCCAAUGGACUCAUGGCAUGGUUGGCUGGCUUGCAGGCCCGGCAGGGAGCGGGCACGCGGCUGGCUCUGCUCCUGCUCAGCCUGGCCCUCUCUGACUUUUUGUUCCUGGCGGCAGCUGUCUUCCAGAUCCUGGAGAUCCAGCAUGGAGGGCAUUGGCCGCUGGGGACGGCAGCCUGCCGUUUCUACUACUUCCUAUGGGGUGUGUCCUACUCCUCUGGCCUCUUCCUGCUGGCAGCCCUCAGCCUGGACCGCUGCCUGCUUGCACUCUGCCCACGCUGGUACCCUGGGCACCGCCCAAUCCGCCUGCCCCUCUGGGUCUGCGCCGGGGUCUGGGUGCUGGCCACACUGUUCAGUGUGCCCUGGCUGGUCUUCCCCGAGGCUGUCGUCUGGUGGUACGACCUAGUCAUCUGCCUGGACUUCUGGGACAGCGAGGAGCUGCCACUGAGGAUGCUGGAAAUCCUGGGGGGCUUCCUGUCUUUCCUCCUGCUGCUCGUCUGCCACGUGCUCACCCAGGCUGCCACCUGCAGGACCUGCUGCCGCCGCCAGCCAAGGCCCACAGCCUGCCGUGGCUUUGCCCGUGUGGCCAAGACCAUUUUGUCAGCCUACGUGAUCCUGCGGCUACCCUACCAGCUGGCGCAGCUGCUGUACCUGGCCUUCCUGUGGGACAUCUACCCAGGCUACCUGCUCUGGGAGGCACUAGUCUACUCUGACUACCUGAUCCUGCUCAACAGCUGCCUCAGUCCCUUCCUCUGCCUCCUGGCCAGCGCCGACCUCCGGGCCCUGGCACACAUGAUGCUCUCCUCCUUCGCGGCAGCACUCUGUGAGGAACGGCCAGGCAGCUUCACGCCGGCCGAGACACAAACCCAGGUGGACUCUCUGGGGCAGACUCUGCCAGAGCCAACUGCUGAGACCCAGCCACAGGAAAACCUCAUGACACAGCCCCCUACAAACCCCACAGCCCAGCCACGGUUGGAUUCUGUGGCCCAGUCACAGGCAGAUUCUGUCAUCCAGCCUCAGUUGGACCCUGUGACCCAGCCACAGGAGAGCCCUGGGGCCCAGCCACAGUUGGACUCUGUGACCCAGCCACAGGACAGCCCUGAGGCCCAGGCCCCUGGACCUGCUGCCAGCUCAGACCCCAGUCCCUAUGAUGAAGCCUCCUCUUCCCCAUCCAUGGAUCCCACCCCAGAAGUCCCUGAGAACCCAGACACGCCUGCUGCUUCUGAGGGAGAAAGGCCCGGCGGUGCCCUCCCAGAGGCGGCUCCCGGAGCAGGCCUCACGUGA